AUGUUCGAAAUCACCUCAAACGGCACCAAAAAGCGCAAGCUCAGUACUCAGUCUUCGGCCCAACCUAUCGGAAAUACUCAGCCGGGCAUGGAGUUUGUUCUUGCUGAAUUGUCUAGAUUGCGAGAGCAAGUAGUAAAGUUGGGAAAUGGAAAUACUGCAGGCUUGGAAACUGAAUCGGGCUCGCCAGCUGUCGUCGACUUGACUGAUGACGACGAGGUACUAUCUCCCGUGAAACGAGAGCAUGGGUCAAAUGAUUCGGAUGUUGCAAACGAUCUCGAGGAUGUGCCUGGAGGGUAUCGCACCGCAGACGGAUGGUACUCGUCAAAUGGAUCAAAAGGAGCGUUUGCCAACAUUGGUCCUUACGGUUUGACGAACCGCCAAUUUGACCCUCUUCUACCUUAUCGUCCUGGUGUACAUGGUGCUCAAAUUUCGCCAUACCUACCACCGAACAAGAUAGGUCAAACAUUUCCUCUUUUCAUCAGCGAUAUUGGCGACCCACAUUUCCAUUAUUAUGGAACAUACGAAGUUAUGGUUUCUGAUCGUCUUGGUCACAAUGAAAUGCUCGAGCUUCCAGAGAAAAUCAAACGCCAUUGGGCACGAAAGCUUGGCACAGGUUCUACUCAUGAGGGCAGUGAAAUGGAACCAAUCGACUCUGUGUCAAAAAGUAUCACUGAAGAAGAGGCUCAGGUUAUCACAGAGGGGGCAGUCAUGGCAGCUUUAGAUAGACACGAUUUGGAUGAUUCUCCAGGAGUUUCAUUGUACUAUGAAUACCUCAAGUGCCUCGGCUACGAUCUGGACUUAUAUCACACAUUGAUGACCAACAUCAACGGGCUAUGA
This is a messenger RNA of Botrytis porri, 837 nucleotides long. RefSeq lists its product as uncharacterized. NCBI's taxonomy places the organism in Eukaryota, Fungi, Ascomycota, Leotiomycetes, Helotiales, Sclerotiniaceae. The transcript has 5 exons. The record is from RefSeq and is a predicted model, not a curated record. The coding region runs from base 1 to 837 and encodes 278 amino acids.